CGUCCGCGUUCGUCUAGGAGCUCUUGUCACCCCGCCAUGCCGGAGCCAUCGCGGGCGGCUCCGGCUCCUAAAAAGGGCUCCAAGAAGGCCAUCACCAAGGCGCAGAAGAAGGACGGCAAGAAGCGCAAACGCGGCCGCAAGGAGAGCUAUUCUAUCUACGUGUACAAGGUGCUGAAGCAGGUGCACCCCGACACCGGCAUCUCGUCCAAGGCCAUGGGCAUCAUGAACUCCUUCGUCAAUGAUAUCUUCGAGCGCAUCGCCAGCGAGGCCUCCCGCCUGGCGCACUACAACAAGCGCUCCACCAUCACGUCCCGCGAAGUGCAGACGGCCGUGCGCCUGCUGCUGCCGGGCGAGCUGGCCAAGCACGCCGUGUCCGAGGGCACCAAGGCUGUCACCAAGUACACCAGCUCCAAGUGAGGCGCGUCCCGGCGCCCCGAACCCAAAGGCUCUUUUCAGAGCCACCUCCAAGCUCAAAAAGGAGCGUGCCACCUGGUCUGGUUGUGACCUGUGAUUUAACUGGAGUAACGGGAGAAGGUAGAGUGAGUUGUGGAGGCGCAAGUCUUAGAGAUAAAAGUAGUCUUCCUGUCUGUAAUGGCGCAUUUCCCUUAGAAAGGCUGCGUUCGUCUUCUCUUGGCCACAGGCAAAGUCAGAGAGGGCGCAGUACAGGAGAUUGAACCAUGGAUCCUAUCCAAAGAUCUGUGUGUGGCGCACGCCCUGCGCGUGAGGAGCGUGGGUCACCUCCAGGAAGAUCUUGUGCCACUUCCCCUCCCCCAGUGCCUCCUGGUGGCUGAGACUGGAGGACGUGCUCACUGAGGUCCGGGGUUGGGGGUGAGGGGUUUGUCGCGCCGUCUGGGUGCGGGUGCUUGGGUCCGUCCUUCUCCCGCCCCUUUCCUCCCUCCUUAGCCACAACUAGACACCGUGAGCUUCUAGCCAAAACCUUUUCAGCGGCGUUGCGCCUAAGCAGCUCUUUAUGCCACGCCUUCCUGCUUGAAACAUCAAAACAGCAGGCUCACAUAUCUCCUUAUCACUCAGUUAAAAUUUCCCCAAUUAAGGGAUUCUGGUACUUUAUCCCAAAAAUGUGUGUGUAUGUGUGUGUACGCAAAAUGCACAGUGAAAGAUUAUUUUGAAUAAUGCAAAUAUAGUGCUUUUUAAAAAAAUUCCAGCAAAUCAUAGGCAAAAUAAUUAUGAUCUCUGGAUGACACAUUAAGUAAAAACUAAGGCAUGCAGGCCUGACUGGGGCCCAGGCUGUCCUCUCCCUAAAAAUACCGCGUACCUGUGUCACCCCAACCACCCUCUAAGCAGAAACGUUGCCUGGAAUUAGGAUUCAGAUUCCAGGCUCAGUUCCCACUGGUAGAGGAUGCACUCUACCCAGGCUCAGUUCCCACUGCACACCCCCAACACAAUGACAGCCAAGCAUUUAUCAACAUUUAACCUCUAUGGUCUCGUAAAGUAUAUCAAUUUUCUUGGGUUAGUUUUUUCUUAAAGGGAGUUUUCUUUCCUCCAAAUUCUUUUUGUAAAUAGGUUUUAUUUUUUUAUUUUAUUUUAUUUUAUUUUUAUUUUUUGAGACGGAGUCUCGCUCUGUUGCCCAGGCUGGAGUGCAGUGGCACUCUCGGCUCACUGAAAGCUCUGCCUCCUGGGUUCAGGCCAUUCUCCUGCCUCAGCCUCCCGAUUAGCUGGGACUACAGGCACCCGCCACCACGCCCGGCUAAUUUUUUUGUAUUUUUAGUAGAGACGGGGUUUCACCGUGUUAGCCAGGAUGGUCUGGAUCUCCUGACCUCGUGAUCCACUUGCCUCGGCCUCCCAAAGUGCUGGGAUUACAGGUGUGAGCCACCGCGCCCGUCCUAGGCUUUAUUUUUUAGAGCACUUUUUCAGAGCAAUAAGCUUUUUUAUUAGUAGUACAUAAUAAUUGUACAUAUUUGGGGGAUACAUACGAUAUUUUGAUAUACGCAUAGGCAUAACAAUCAAACCAGGGCAACUGGGACAUCCGUCAUCAUAUUCACCCCCUCUUCAGGUCGAGAUCAUUCCAAUUCCUCUCCUCCAGCAAUACAACUAAUUAUUGUUACCUGCAGUCACCCUACUUUUCUAACCAACACUAGAUGUUACUAUUUCUCCUAAGUGUAUUUUUGUACCCAUUGAUCGGCUUCAUCUCCUCCUUUCCCCACCACUCUUCCCAGCUUCUGGUAACCAGUAAUCAACUUUCUACCUCCGUGAGACCCAUGUUCUUAGCUCCCACGUAUGAGUGAGAUCAUGCAGUAUUUGUCUUUCUCUGCCUGAUUUGUUUCACUUAAUAUAAUGUCCUCCAGUUCCAUCCAUGGUGCUGCUAAUGAUGGGAUUUCAUUAUUUUUUUAUGGCCAAAUUGUAUUUGAAUGUGUAAAUAUACCACAUAUUCUUUAUCCAUUUAUCUACUGAUGGGCAUUAAGGUUAACUCUCUUUCUUGGCUAUUAUAAAUUGUGCUGCAAUGAACAUGAGACUGCAGACAUCUCCUUGAUAUACCGAUUUCCUUUAUUUUGGGUAUAUACCCAGCAGUGGGGUUGCUGGAUCAUAUGGUAAGUCUGUUUUUAGUUUAUUUAAGAAUGCCCAUACUCGUCUCUAUAGUGGCUGUACUGAUUUACAUUCUUAUCAGCAGUGUACAAGCAUUCCCUUUCCCCGCGUUCUCACCAACAUGUUAUUUUUUGUUUUUUUAAUCAAAGUCACUUUAAUUGGAGAUGAUUCCAUCCAAAUUAUUUUAUUUACUGCAUAAUAAUUAGCCAAUCUGACUUGAAAUUUCCAUCUGAUAUGGGUGAGGGGCAAUCUCUUAAAUACAUUUCAGAUUGUAUGCCAGUCUGGAGGGAUUUUGUAGGCAUACAAUCUGACAUGUAUUUCAGUGAUUGUCACUCACUCAUCUCAGAUAGGUGAGAUAUGAACCUUAGUUUAAAAAUCUGGCUUAGUUUGAGAAUCUUGGCAUGUCUCUCCAACCCAGAAAAUGCUUCCAUUUUGUUGAGUGGGUCCUAAUUCCCGUGGAUUCUGACAUAUUUGAUGUGCACUCCGUUUAUCAUUAGCAUUUGUCUUUCUCCGUUGUAACACUAUAAUUAGAGAAAUGGGUUCUGGACACAAUUGCUCUGAAUUUUCUCCAUUAUAAAAUCUCAGUAGCAGGGAUCCUGUUUUACCUUCUUUGCCUCUCCCUUAACAGAUUCCUGUCCUGGGAGAGAGGUACAAAUCCCAUGCAUUCUGGGCCUGGGGGUGCUAACGCAGCAGGAAGAGACAGACAGCCUGUUUUUACUUCAAGUUUGUGUCAGGGGAAUCAGAAGGACUGAGAUAUGAAUUGACUGACGUUUGACAUUAUCCAUCACAAAAUGCCUUCUUAGAGAAUUACACUUGGAAAUGGUCAUGAAAUGUUCAUCUUCUGCCUUGAUUUGAUCUCUGGCACCAACCAGCGUUGUUGCCUUGUGCUAACACAAUCAUUCACUCUCUCUGCUGGAGACUGGUUUCACUUUAUUAAACCUAUGUUUUAAGUUCCUUAAGGUGGAGAACUAUAUGGAUCUGUGAGAGUAAUUUCACAGCUGCAAAUGUUUAAGGUAUUGACUUCCAAUCCAUGCUGACAGGAGGCUGAGGGCUUGGAUGUUCCAGUCAUUGGGCACCUGUUUCAUAGUGGAGAGGGCUGGAUUCAAUAGCUUUUCAUACAAAUUCUAUAUUUCUUGAAAAUACUAAGGGUGUUGAUAAGUCCGACUUACUUUUGAUGAUGGAUCACUGUUUAUUAUUUGGAUUAUAACUGGGGAUGCAAAGAAUGGAAUAAAAUGCCUAUGACAAA
Molecule: messenger RNA, 3787 nt
Organism: Macaca mulatta (Rhesus monkey)
Lineage: Eukaryota; Metazoa; Chordata; Mammalia; Primates; Cercopithecidae
Gene: H2BC27
Product: H2B clustered histone 27
Cellular component (GO): nucleosome
Molecular function (GO): protein heterodimerization activity; structural constituent of chromatin; DNA binding
Source: RefSeq, a predicted model, not a curated record